Molecule: messenger RNA, 1449 nt
Organism: Penicillium salamii
Lineage: Eukaryota; Fungi; Ascomycota; Eurotiomycetes; Eurotiales; Aspergillaceae
Source: the annotation of a GenBank genome assembly
AUGGUCCAACAAUACUUAAAUAUCCCCUUGGGUUCCCGAACCAACUCAAUGGAGAACGCACCAUCUAUUUCCUUGGUGGAUAACACCGUCCCACAGCCCACUGGCGAGGGAACUCCACGUCGCACAUCCACACUCGAUCGGCAAGGAAGCCUAUCCAAACACCUCAGCCGUGCAUCGGUCCAGAGUCAGCUCACAAAACGAAAGUAUGCCAAGUGGCAACCCGAAAGACUGGGCAUCGCCCAGGACAGCGACGUACUCAGCCGGGAACCCUCUCAAGUGCGCGGGGGCUCGAUCUCCGCAAGUUCGACGGGAGAAGGCAGUGCAAGCAGAGACAUCGAUACAGCAGAUUUUGCACCAUCUCGUGUACAAAGCAUCAUUACGACAGAUACCGACUUUAAUGGAAGUGGGGGUCAAAUUAACGCCCCGGACGCAAAGUCACGCUCGGAAAUGGAUAUUCUCUACGAGAAUCAACGAGGCUCAUUCAUAUUUGGAGUACCUCGAUACUCGCAUAGCUCUCUUUUAAAUUUUGACCCCGCGGCUUGGAUGACCCAGGAUCGCCGGCCGAGUGCUGUCAACAUCACCAAUGCUCAAUUGCCAGACCCAAGUUGGGAGUGGGCGUGGAAUGCAUGGUAUGUUGACAUGUCUGGCGACACAGAUGAACAAGGUUGGCAAUAUUCUUUCUCGUUCUCUUCCUCCUCAUGGCAUGGCACACAGCCUUGGUUCCAUUCAUUCGUGAGGAGGAGGCGUUGGGUCCGACUACGAACAAAGGUCUCUGACCGACGUGUCCGGGGUCGCUCCGACUUCGAAAAAUCACACAUGCUUAAUGAAGAUUACUUUACCAUCCACUCGCCCAAGGUCCGAAGCCGGGAGCAGAGUGUGGCUGGUCUCUCGCGAGUUGAAUCAGGGUUCUUGAACCGCGCAAGUAUGACUGUUGAUGAGGAGCCGCACAUCGAUGAAAUCGGCAAUAUUCCCAGCUUGCUCCAUGCUCUGAAACUAGCUUCCAUUGACCGAGAGCGGAUCGAUGCAUUGAAGAGGUUCGUGGAAGAAGGCGGCGAUGAGCUAUAUUAUUUAACUGAUAAGAUACCGGAAAUCAUGCCAACCUUCUUAUUCCAAGCAUCACGGUGGCAAUUCAUCACUUAUCUCUCUGGGGUGAUCCGCGAAUUGUCCACGACCCCUGCAGAUUCCGACAAAGACGCUGAUGCCGUUCAGCGCAAGAAGGACAAUCUUACACGCGCAGCAGAAGCUUGCAAGCGGCAUACGACUGGUCCAGAUGUCUUUAAAGAUGAUCAUGGAGAGUCGGCGACUGAAUUACUUGAUUUAACACCCAUGGCCCGGGAUCCAUUAUUGUCCAAAAGACCGGUCUUGGAGCAACGGUCUGACUCGAUGAGACAGAUCUUCAAGGGCAUUCCUAAAGCGGCUGAGAUUGGCCGUGAAGGUCAUAUCUACUAA